AUGUGUGGGCGUGUAAGAAGAAGAUCCAAAUCUGCAGGAAGAGAGUCUUCCCAGGUGGUUGGGCUUCUGGUUGCUCAGCAGCCCAGUGAUAAACCACCUCAACUAGAGGAACCACCGUCUGAGAAUCAGGAUACUAUACUUGCUCAGGACAUUGAAGGGCCUGCUAUGGAAGCUGAUGAACAGGAACUGGCUCUGCUGAAGACUGUGGAUGAGCCUGGGGAUGGUCCUGAUGUCAAGGAGGAGAUUCUACCAAGUCUAGAGCUCAUUAAAAUGCCAGAAGCAGGUGAAGGACAACCACGGAUUUAA
Molecule: messenger RNA, 306 nt
Organism: Physeter macrocephalus (sperm whale)
Lineage: Eukaryota; Metazoa; Chordata; Mammalia; Artiodactyla; Physeteridae
Product: putative G antigen family E member 3
Source: RefSeq, a predicted model, not a curated record